Molecule: messenger RNA, 7449 nt
Organism: Ictalurus punctatus (channel catfish)
Lineage: Eukaryota; Metazoa; Chordata; Actinopteri; Siluriformes; Ictaluridae
Gene: slc4a11
Product: solute carrier family 4 member 11
Exons: 20
Coding region: 196-2733 (845 amino acids)
Biological process (GO): transmembrane transport; monoatomic ion homeostasis; monoatomic anion transport
Cellular component (GO): basolateral plasma membrane; plasma membrane
Molecular function (GO): solute:inorganic anion antiporter activity
Source: RefSeq, a predicted model, not a curated record
CCAGAGUCACAGCUGUGGUGAGGCAGAGCGAGGCUGACUCACUGAAUCUGUCUGAGAGGGAGCAAGAGCGAGAGAGGGAGAGAGAGGUAGAGGGGGAGAAAGGAGGAGAGAGAGAGAGGAGGAGAGCAGAGCAUAGGUGAUCUUCCCCUCAUUAGUGACUGGACUACAGGAAAAUGAUGGGUUGAGAAAGCAGUCAUGGAACCAAACAAAGUUCUUCAUUUUGUGCCGUCCGAGGCUCCUUCCUCGGUCAUGGCCAAGAAUGGAUACUUCUAUCAGGAAAUGGAGCAGAGGGAGCGAGACGAGCAGGAGGAAGGGAGUGAGGAUCGAGAGGAGGGUCAGGACUCUCCUAUCCCAUCAGGAGAUGACAUUCAUCUCUACGGCAACCAGACACACCAAGGAGGGACAGAUUCUGAUGUCCAUGGCUGUGUCUUGCUCAAUACAUCACGUAGAUAUGUAAAGCUGAUGAACUUUGAGGAGGAGGUGAGGGCUCACAGGGAUCUGGAUGGCUUUCUGGAGAGGGCGAGUAUCCUGCUGCACGAGGACGAGGCGUCGCUGGACGACGUGCUGAAGACGAUGCUCCGGCACAUCUCGCAGGACCCGCACACGGCCGAGCCUGGCUGCAACUUUGAGGAGAUCAUGAGCUCACUCUUCACCGAUGCCGGCUCACAGGAGGUCAACGUGCACCUGCUGUCCGAAACGCUGCAGUGUGUGACAGCUACCGCCACGGGCAUCCAAUACCAGCAGUCUUGGCUCUGCAUCCUCUGCAAUGUGAAGAACUUACAAAGGCGGCAUGUGUGCAUCUCUCGGUUGGACCGGCCUCAGAACUGGGGAGAGAACUGUGCUGAGGUCCGCUACGUCAUCCUUAUACUUGCACCUCUUAAGAUGAAAAGCACCAAGACAGCAAUGGAGCUAGGCCGGACAUUUGCGAGCAUGUUCUCAGACAUCUCCUUCAGACAGAAGCUGCUGGAGAGUAAGACUCCAGAGGAGUUUAAAGAGGCACUAGUCAUUCAGAGGUACCACCUGACCGCUGCCAAGUGCAAAACUUCCACAGUUGAGGAGGAAGAGACUGACCCACACAGCCACAAACCACUCAAGUGUAGAGAUUUUUUCAGAGUGGGCAGAGGCAUCUAUGAGGAUCUGUGUCGCCGCAUGCCCUUCUAUAUAUCGGACUUUACUGAUGGCAUAGUGGGCAACAAUAAAGCACUAGUGAAGUACAUGACGACGUCCAUUUUCCUCUACAUUGCCGUUCUGCUUCCUGCCAUUGCAUUUGGCUCACUCAAUGAUGAAAGCACAAGAGGAGAAAUAGAUGUUCAGAGGACGAUCAUUGGGCAAAGUAUAGGUGGAAUCAUCUAUUCGCUGUUUGCUGGUUCUCCUCUGGUCAUUCCCCUAACUACUGCACCUAUCGCCAUCUUCAUCAGCGUAAUCAGGGGGAUCUGUGAUGAUUAUGAGCUGGAUUUCAGUGCGUUCUAUGCCUGCAUUGGUCUGUGGAACAGCCUGUUCCUCAUCAUCGGAGGCGUCUUCAACCUCAGUCUACUCGUUAAACUCUUCAAGAGGUCAAUAGAGGAGGUGAUAGCUAUGUUCAUUUCAAUUGCUUUUGUAGCAGAUGCUGUUAAAGGCACUGUCAAGAUCUUCCAUAAGUAUUACCAUCCUCCUACAUUGGCCAAUGGCAGCGUAGAGGAGCUGCAUCGAAUCAGUGGAGCAUUGAGUGUAGGGGAGAUGAACCUCACAGGGGCAGGGUUACCGUCGCUCCCAGAAUCCUUCAUUUUGUGCACACGAGCACGGCCACUGCUUUGCCUCCUUCUUAUGCUUGGGACCUUGUGGGUUGGGUACACACUCUACCAGUUUAAGAGAAGUCCUUUCCUGCACGCAAAAAUGAGGGAGAUUCUGUCAGACUGUGCUCUGCCCAUCUCGGUGCUGAUUUUCACCUACGUUGGUGCCUACAUCUUCAGCGACAUUGACUUGCCCGUGUUUAACUAUCACGAGGGUUCAUUGUUCCGACUGGCCGCCUUGGAAAAGCUAUCAGGUGUCAGUGUGGUAUGUGCCAUGGGUCUAGGCUUCCUUCUUGCUCUUCUCAUCUUUAUUGACCAGAACAUCGUGGUGUCCCUGACCAAUGCCCCAGAGAACAGGCUACUGAAAGGUACAGCCUAUCACUGGGACCUGACAUUGUCUGGCCUGAUUAAUAUUUUGAUGUCGUUGCUGGGUCUGCCUUGGAUGCACGCUGCUUUUCCUCACUCCACCUUACACGUGCGGCAGUUGGCCAUUGUGGAGGAGCGGGUGGAAGGAGGACACCUUUAUGAGACUAUUGUAAGUGUGAAGGAGACCAGGGUAACAUCACUGUUGGCGAAUAUCCUGAUUGGUGUGAGUGUGUUCCUGCUGCCUGUUCCACUGCAGUGGAUUCCCAAACCUGUACUUUACGGCCUCUUCCUCUACAUUGCCCUCACAUCCAUCGACGGCAACCAGAUGUGUGACCGCAUGGCACUGCUGCUCAAAGAACAGACGUCCUACCCCCCAACUCACUACAUCCGGAAGGUACCACAGAGGAAAAUCCAUUAUUUCACUUUUCUUCAGAUGGUGCAGCUGCUGUUUCUCUGUGCGUUUGGAAUGUACCCUCUCCCGUACAUUAAAAUGAUCUUCCCUCUGCUAAUGUUUAUCCUCAUACCUAUCAGGAAUUGUCUGCUGCCCAGGAUCAUUGAGGCCAAAUACCUGGACAUCAUGGACGCACAGCACAUGUAAACAUGUACACCUCCAAAAAAAAAAAAAAGAACAAAAAAAAAAGGUCUCUGGGAACUGUGUUUUUGAAAUGCAAAACUCUGGGAGGAAAUAUAGACUGAUUCUUGUGUUGUACAGCAGACAUUCUGGUGAAGCACUGUAACAGGAAAAGAGAGAGAGAGUGAGAGAGAAUAUAAAGUUUGAAAGGUUGACUAUAUUCCUGUCUGUUUGAGCUUAGUCAGUCACUGCUUCUCUCACUGUUUUCUCAUGCCAAAGCUUCUCUCUUUGGUUAAUUUUUAUGUACCUCUGUCUCAUGAUGUGGACCACUCACUUGAGUCAUAAAACCAUGAAACACACACACUCGCAUACAUAAAGUGGCAGUUUAAUAUGAUACGGACAGGAAGAGACUGGUGACUGAUAAGCUCUUCUCAUAGUGUUUCUAAUACCAUACAAAAGGUCACUGAACAAGUGGAGCGAAGUGAAGCGGAUCUAUCUGUAGCAAUACCUCUUUGACGUUGACAAUUCACACGUACAAAAACAAAAAACAAAAAAAACGGACGACCCUUCAUUACUUCACUUUCCUUCAGGCGAAGGGUCUCUCUGUCGGCUCCUACAUGACGUGAAAUCAUACCGUCGAUCAUAUACACUCCAAAGUGUUGUGGUGCAUAUCAUCGUUAACCUGAGGUGCAUAUAUUAAGAACAAGUCGAAACAGACCAAAAGAAUACACGCACCCUGCUUGAUACUGUGUCUCAUAGCAAUACAGUGAUUAUAGAAUAUGAAUAUUUUAGAUAUUUCUAUGAGAAAAAGAUUAUUAUCGGGGUUGAUAUAUUUCCAGGAUACAUGGCGACAUGUGUUCAGAAUGUAACAUUAGUUGCUGAUGCUUCAGGGAUAGGGGAACGGGUUCAGACAGCGAGAGCUAUUUUCCACAUUCACACUGCAGAACAAACUCUUACUAUAAGCUUUGCAUAUUACAGAACGUCUCCACUGUUUGUCCUCAGAAUGCACGGAAACGUGCACGCACACACACACACACACACACACACACACACACACACACACAAAGAUAAAUGCGAAUAGGCAUGUACUUAUAAACACAAACUAGCAUGCUUGCUCAUGCACUCUCCCUCCUGGCCCUACUUUACAACAUAUAUGAAAAUAAAUAAAGCAUGGCUUUUAUAAGAUGCCAAACCUUUUUUUACAAUUAUAGUUGGAAUUUCAUGCAAGAGAGAAUGAAAUUCUCAGUGGAAUGCUAGUUUUGUAUAUUACACCCACACACUCAGCCUUUUCAAAAUGUAAUUGCCUAUGCUGGACACCAGAACAGCUAUGAAGCUUUUCAUAGAAGACUACAAUGGUCUCUCUUGAUUUGUUACAGCAAUAUAACCAUUUUCACACCAUGCUCAAAAGCUUACAAAUAGUCAAUCAUUGACUAUUUUUCUCUAAAAAAAAAAAAUCUAAUUCCCAAAUAAAUCUCUCAGAAUCGGUGUUUCUAAUACUGAGAGACAGACUGACAGACAGGGGACUGAGAGAGAGAGAGAGAGAACGAGUGAACUGUGUUUCUGAAGGAUCGAUGCACUUGAGGAUAUACUAGGGAUAGGAUACAGUGCUGUGAAAAAGUAUUUGCCUGAUUUCUUCUGUUUUUGUGUAUAUGUCACACUAAAUAAUUUUAGAUCAUCAAACAAAAUACAACAUAAAACACAGGCAACCUGAGUAAACACACAAUACAGUUUUUAUUUAUUAAUUUUUUUAUUGAAGCAAAAAAAAUAAUAAAAAAAUCCAACACUUAUCGCUAAUGUGAAAAACUAAUUGCCCCCUUAAACUUAAAAUCUGGUUGUGCCUCCUUUAGCAGCAAUAGCUGCAACCAAACACUUAACUAUAGAUAACUGGAGAUCAGACUUUCACUUAUUUCUUAGUCCUAUGCUUUGGAUCGUUGACUACAUACUUAACUACGUACUUAACUACUUGACUACGUAUUGACUACGCAAUAAACUCAUUAUUUACCUUAUUCUGAAUAAGACAAUAUUAUGAUUAAGGUGUUUACAUGAGUUGCUUGUAGAAUAUUCCUUUCAUGUUCCUAUUUUACAUGUUAUAGAACAUAGAUCGAUUAACAUCACACGUCAUUACGUCACCGCGCCACGCCGUCCAAGGUCCCUCCAGAAUUUCACGUAUCAACAUACGUUUUUAUUUUUAUGAAAGCUUCAAGUGCAGUUAAUUAUUUGCAAUACGUGCAAAUAGAUGACUGCUUGAAGCCACGGGCUGCAUCCAAAACCGCGUACUUACCCACAUGAUGUUAAUAGUGUGAAUAAGGUGUGUACGUGUCUAUAAAUGCACUUCAAUAAUGUGAUUAAAAUAGGAAUACUCCACAUGUCUUAAUUCGAUUUGCAUUUACUUUGAGUAUGACUUUAGCCAGAUUAAGGUAAUCAAUAAUCACUGUUUACAUGGUAGUGUCUUAAUCAGAGUAUUGUCUUAAUGGGGUUAAUAUCGGAUCAUUGUCGUCCAUGUAAACGUACUGAUUGUCUUGCUGCAUAAUCCAGUUGCGCUUGAGUUUCAAUUUACGGAUUGAAGACUGGACAUUCUCCUUUAGGAUUUUCUGGUAGAGAGAAUUCAUGUUUCCCUCAAUUAUUGCAAGUCGCCAAGGCCCUGAAGUAGUACAGCAUCCCCACACCAUCACACUACCACCACCAUCUUGACUGUAGGUAUGAUGUUUUUUUUUGGAAUUCGGUGUUUGGUUUAUGAUCAGUCAGUACGUUUACAUGGACAACAAUAAUCCAAUAUUAAUCCCAUUAAGACAAUACUCUGAUUAAGAAACUACCAUGUAAACAGCAAUUUUUAAUUACCUUAAUCCGACUAAUGUCAUAAACGAAGUAAACAAGAAUCAAAUUAAGACAUGGAGUAUUCCUGUUUUAUUUGCAUUAUCGACGUGUAUUACAAACAUGUAAACACCUUAAUCACACUAUUAACGUCGUGUGAGAUUUCACCGCAUUUUGCGACAGGACACGAUCACACACGGCAGUGCUUAACCUUUUGAUGGCAAACGAGAGCACGGCUGCGUCCGAAACCGUGUAAUUACCUACUAUAUAGUAGGCUAAAUACAUGUAUCUCAGGUACUAUACAGUAGGUAAUUACGUGGUUUCGGACGCAGCCCACGGUUUCAAGCAGUCGUCACUUUGCACAUAUAGCAUGACAAAUAAUUAACUGCACUUGAAGCGUUUGUAAAAAUAAAAACACCCAAAACUGUAUACAGUAUGAUAACGAAGACGAACUGUAAGUUGUUACGUGAAAUUCAGGAGGGAACGUCGGAUGGAGUGGUGCUGUGACAAUGACGUAUGCCGUUAAUCGAUCUAUGUUCUGUAACGUGCAAAACGGGAACAUGAAAGGAGUAUUCUAAAAGCGACUCAUGUAAACACCUUAAUUGCAAUAUUGUUUUAUUCAGAAUAAGGUCAAUAAUUAGAUUACUGCUGUCCAUGUAAACGUAGUCACUGACCCUUAUUGAUGCAACAGACGCCUGUAAGUCAUUUGAGGUUGUCCUUGGCUCUUUUGUGACUUGCGUCAGUAGUUGCUGUGCUCAUGGAGGAAUUUUGGAAGGUCGGCUGUUGAAAAAGUUCUAUUUAAGUGUUGAUUUGAUUGAACAGGGUUUGCAGUAAUCAGGCUUGCUGGUUGCGUCUAGUCCAGCUGAACCCCAUUACGAAUGAGGUUUCAUAGAUUUGGGAAUUAGUAACUAUGGGGCAAAUACAUUUUCACACAGGCCCAGUUGGUAUUGGAUAACUUUUUUUUGCUAAAAUAAAUAACAUUUUUAUUUAAGAACUGUAUUUUAUGUUUACUCAGGCUGCCUUUGUUUUAUCUUAGAUUUUGUUUUAAUUUCUGAAACAAUUUAGUAUGAGAUGUACACAAAAACAGAAGAACUCAGGAUGGGGCAAAUACUUUUUCACAGCACAGUAUGUUUUUGAGUUGGAUCAGGGCAGGGACAGCACUCCAUCCCACAGUGCUGUAGUCCUUCAGCUCUGAAAAUGAAAGAGAGAAUGUUGUGAAUAGUGGACAUGUAGCUAUAAACUUGAAUCUGUAGAGACAAAUGACUAAGAAUGGCAUACGACUAAAGAGUGAUCAGGACCGUGGUGUGUUUCACACAGAUGUGAGGAAAAGAAAAUCAGGAAAGAGGACUAGUGUUAGAAUCGUAUGCUUUAAGACUGCAUGAAAGACUGAUAUCCAAAUGUGUUUUGUUGUUGUUUUAGCCACUAGUCAGUUUGUUUUGUAAAACCCCACACCAAUCCUCACUGAAUAUGAUUCCCAACUCUCUCUUUAUCUCCUCUGAGACUGUGACAGUAUCAUCGUAAUCCUGAAAAACCUCUGGUGUAAAAACACCCUCCUCCUUGCACACCAUUGGACUUUUCUCUCAGUAUUUGACUGUAAUAUUGAAGUAUUCAACCUUAUUUUGUUAUCUUCUUAACUGGAUUGGAUAUGUUGACAGUUUAUGUACUGUGCUGGCUUAAUAUUGUUUCAGAAAAUAAGCUUUUUCUUCUUCCAAUAAUGAAUGUAUAAUGUGUAGAUUUUUAUAUAACAUACAAAAUCCAUUGUCAAAAUAAUUUUGUCAAACAGAUAAGCUAAAUUUGUAAACGGCAAUAUGUUAAAAAAAAAAAAAAAAGAUAAAUGUUUAUCAGAAGGACUAUGUGAUUUUAAGAAAGGUAAUGCUAUACACUGAAAACUAGAUCAUUUCAAGCUGGUUGCCAAAUAAAGAGUUAUAUUGA